CCGCUUUAACACACCUUCGUCGCCGUCGUCGUCGUCGCCGUCGCCGCCGUCGCCGCCGCCGCCGCCGUCGUAGUGGCAUACUCGUAGUCAACCGGCACCGUGGUGGGGAUCAGUGCGUUCGGCCGUUUCGCCUGUCGUCCGCUGUGUUUGGGCACGUUCCAUCCCCGGCGCAACAGCAGCAGCAGCAACAGCGCGCGGCAUCGCAGUGCGAUCACCGACGGCGUUGUACGUUUGUUAACCAGUACCAACCGAUUUUUCGUUAAUCUUCACGUUUUACCUUACCGGUCUCUCUCUCUCUCUCUCUCUCUCGGAACACCAUCGUCGUUGCAAUACCGGUGUGCGUCGGACUGACGGUCGUAUUAUUAGUACCUACUCGUACACGCAGAAAACGGUACAACGGAAACAAAACUCGCGCUCACGACGGCACCAGCAGCGCGACACACGUAUUUCGUUACACACCGUUAUCAAUAUUGUUCGGCGGUGAUAGUGGUGCGGAUUUCGUAUCGUUAUUUGCUGCGGUCGAAGUUACUUGUUGAUUUUUCUUUCCGGACGCGUGUCCCGGUCCCCCCUCCCCUCGUCCCUUUUCGUCACCAAACCCGGGACCGUGUCGUCGUCCGCGCUUCGAACGUCCCGAACGCGCGCGCGAGUCCGCUCGCACCGCGUACAAAUCUCGGUGUCGCGCGUUCCGUGUGUGCGCCGCCGUCUCGCUCGCACGCGUCAUACCACGCGCACGCACGCACGUUCACGUACAAACAACGCGCACGCACGCGCUACCCUCGAUCGCACACUUGCACGCCGUAGAGCAGCGCACGGACGCAUACCGAAACACACGCACCGGAUGCGAAAAUAAUCGCGCAGUCCACUACCGCACACUGUUACGCCGGAUGCACCGUCACGAGCAGCAACAGCAGCUGAGCCGACGCGACGCUGAUGCGAAGACGGUCGAUAUGUAGACAGCAGCAUGAACAACGUUCGUCGGCCGGUCGUCGUCGCCACCACCACCACCGCAGCAGCAGCUCUUGCACGCCUCCCCGAGAGCGCACCGUCGUUGUCCUGAACAGCCACCAUGGACCAUUCUUCGGCGGCGGCGGUCCACACGUCUAACGAAAGGUUAUAUCAAAACAUUUAAAUGGACCUGGGUUAAAAAAAAAGUCAUAAUGGCUAGUUGAACAUAAAUCUCCUCAACCAUUAAUUGCCGAAGCUUUAGAUUCUUCAACAAACAUACCUUCUACAACCACAUUGACUGUAAUAGUUGUAAAAGAUGAAAGGGGAUAUGGUAUGAAAGUAUCAGGAGAUAAUCCUGUAUUUGUGCAAUCUGUUAAACAAAGUGGAGCAGCAGAAAGAGCAGGUUUACAUAGUGGUGAUAAAAUUAUUAAAGUUAAUGGUGUUAAUGUUACACAUUCUACACAUACAGAAGUUGUAGAACUUAUAAAAUCUUCUACCCAAGUCGAAUUAACAGUGCAACAAAGGCCUUUAACUAUAAACUCAUCAAAUCCUAAUUUAACAUUGCUGCCAUUGUCAUUACCAGCAAUGAAUUCUACUACUGUUUCUCCUGUAACACCAUCCAGACCUUUACAUCAUCAUCAUUCAGCUCCUGCACGUGAUCGAAUAACAGGACCUCAACCUGUUGAUGUGGAACAAAUGAGGCAUGUUGAACUAGAAAGAUGGCAAACAUUCAGACUUAUGUUGGAGAAAGAGCAACGGUAUGUGGAUGCUUUAAAAAAAGAACUUCGAUCUUCAGAUUUAUCCAAUAGUGAUAAUAAGUUGAAGAGAGAUUUAACAGGAGCUGAACGCCGAGUUAAAACAUUACAAGAUCAAUUAACCACGUUUAAUGAAAUACCGCUUUGUAAUAUUGUUGCACAAGCAUCUUCACUACAGCCUCCUCCACUACCACCGAGAAACCCACCACCACUACCUCCUAGAAAUCCAACGGCCCCUUUGAUUAGUGAUAAGCAGUCGAAUAAUUCACAUAUCACUGGUGUUAACAAUAGUCAAACUGAUUCUCCUAAUCUCUCCCUUGGUCAUCAACGUACAAAGUCUAAUCCUGAUCAAUUAAGUGAAGGUAAACCAUUAGGCACCAAAAAGUUAAGUUUGUCAGAAUCUUUCAAUGACUUACCUUCUGUAAAACUUUCCAAGGGUGGCUUAGCCUGGGAUGUGGUAUCACCACCUCGUUGUCAUUCUCCUAACAGAUCUCCUGAUAUUUCUAGCUCCUAUGACAAAUCUUGUAUAGAAAUGAAUAAACAUGGAAUUGGCGAUCGAUGCUCGGUUAAUUCAGUUGAAUCAAAAUUAAUUCAAUCUCCUAUUAUAUCAAUGGAGGAUGAUGAAGUUUCAGAUCAAGAAUCUAAUCAUUUAGAAGAACAUGGUCCAUUUAAAAGUUUUACAAAACUAGUAGAACACAACGCACAUUUAGCAGUAUUUUUAAACUAUGUUAUAUCAAAUAGUGACCCCUCAGCUUUACUAUUCUAUUUAGUUACAAACUUAUUUAAAGAAGGCAAUGCCAAAGAGAUGAAGAAAUGGGCUUAUGAAAUCCAUUCCAGUUUUCUAGUGCCUUGUGCUCCAUUGAGACUGAAUAACAUUGAAGACAAUAUUGUUCGUGAAAUCGAUGAUAUUUUACAAAAAGAUUCGGAUCGCGAAGAAAUUUUGCGCAAAGUGUUCUGGAAAGCACGAACCAAAGCCAAAGAAGAAUUGAAUGAACAGUUGAGUGAUUUUCGUCAUCGAAGAACAGCUGGCCUUGGUACUCUAUUUGGCCCUCCUGAUUCUCAACUUGAUGAUAGUAUUAAUGAUAAACCUAAGGAAUUAAAAAUAAUUGAAAUGAUUCUUGUUCCUAAUAUGGAGCCAUUUAUAGAGGACAUGGAUAAAGAAAUUGUAGAUGAUAGAAGAUUCACCAUGGCUGCUGCACUUGCUACUGUUAUGUCUAAAAUAUUUGGCCUUCGCGGUACUCAAUUUAGUUCUCUUUUAGAACGAUGCCCUACAUUUGUUUCCAAAGAAAAAUCCUUUAAGGCUAAACUUAUAGGAAAAUGUCGAAAAUUUACUAACAAAGGGCAUCAUUUUGUUGCACAUCAGUAUUUCACUGUGACUUAUUGUAAUCAUUGUCAAUUAAUUAUUUGGGGAAUUGGUCCACAGGGUUAUCAAUGUACAAAUUGUAUUUUAAAUAUUCACCGUGUUUGUGUAAAAGUUUUGGAAGAAAACUGUCCUGGUCCAAUUGUGAAAAAAGAUAAAGGAAAUGAUCGCAUUAGUAAAUUAAUGGAUAAAAUAAGACCUGAACGUGAAACCCGAAGAAAACCUGGUAUAAAUUUUGUUCAAAUUGAAAAGUCAAAGAGACAAUCUGAAGAUUCUGGGGACAUAGUUGGUGCUCUUCCAGAUAAAGAAUUGGAUCGAUCAAGUUUAAGUGGAAGUAGUUUCCAUAUUAAAACUGAUGAUAGUUUUAAAUCAGAGAAGGGAGAUACAAGUAUUGUUGAAGAUAUCUCACACUAUCCAAAGCUCAAAAAACCAUCAGGAAUCUCUAUAAACCGAUCUGAAAGCUAUAAAGAACGUAUCCAUCAAAAGCGUCAAAUUCGUGAAAGAAGAAAAACUAGUGAUCCUAAUCUUCCUUCAAAGUACAAAACUGAUGUAGAACAAGAAAUGCCGUUUUCAUUUGCACAUUCUGAUAGCUCUUCAAAUUCUAAUUUAUCAACAAAAAGCUUGGACAGUCGUAGUACAUCAUUAGAAGGAAUUGGACAAGGUGGAGAAGUUACUUCAUGUUUAGAUAGUGAUUCUGAUGAUGAAUUAGACUUACCAGAUUGGGCUAGUAAUGUUCCACCUGAAAUAUUAGAACAAUUAUCAUCUAAAGAGAAGAAACGCCAAGAAGUCAUAAACGAACUGUAUCACACUGAAAGAUCUCAUAUUCGAGGACUGAAAGGUUUAGAACAUGUUUUUCAUCGGCCUAUGAAGGAACUACAAAUAUUACCACAAGACCAACUUCAAUUAUUAUUUGCAAACCUUGAACAAAUGUUUGAACUACACUCACAGUUUUGUAAUGCAAUGAAAGCUGUGAGGAAAGACAAUCAAGUUGUUCAAAACAUUGGACAUGUUUUACUUAAUACUUUUGAUGGAACUGCUGGAGAAGUAUUUCAAAAAGCUGCUGCAACUUUUUGCGCUCGACAACAAAUUGCUUUGGAAUCUCUAAAAGAGAGACGAAAAAAAGAUGCAAAAUUAAAUAAUUUUCUGACUGAAGCUGAGGGUAAUCCUAUAUGCAAGCGCUUACAACUGAAAGAUAUUUUGCCAACAGGCAUGAUAAGAUUAACUAAAUAUCCAUUAUUAUUUGAAAGUUUGGUAAAAUGUACUACUAAUGAAGAAGAAUUAUUAAAUAUUAAAAGGGCAUCAGAAAGGAGUAAAAUUAUUUUAAACCAUGUAAAUCAAGCAGUACGCGAGGCUGAAGAUGAACUUAGACUUUCUGGAAUUCAGAAAAAAUUAGAUGCUACUCCAUUUGAGAAAGUGGAUCAUCUACUGAGCGUUGAGUACAAGAAUUUAGAUGUAACAAAACAUAAAUUGAUUCAUGAAGGUGGUCUGUGGCUGAGAAUUGGAGGCACUCGUCAAAAAAUGAUUGAAUUACAUGUUUUGCUGUUAGAAGAUUUAAUUAUUUUGUUGAAUAAAGUAGAUGAUAAAUAUGUUUUAAAAUAUUAUGGAUUCCAAGAUCGUACUCCUACCUUGAGUCCAAUUAUUAAGAUGUCUACAGCUUUAGUCAGACAUAAUGCUGUUGAUAAAAAAGCAAUGUUCUUGGUAAAUACAUCUCAAGCUGGUGCUCAAAUAUAUGAUUUAGUCACCACUUCAUCAAAUGAACGAAAAACAUGGUUCCGUCAUAUUUCUGAAGCCACUGAAGCAUAUAAAGCUCGUGAAGGUAAAAUAAAAAAACAAGAACAAACCUCUCAUCAUGUUAUUGAUUAUGAAGACAUAAUACAGGGUACUAAAAAAAAGUCGGUAAAUGAUAAUUGUACAGAACAACCUAACAAUAACAAUAAUUUAAACAGUUCACAGUUAUCAACUUCAUUAGAUUCUAAUACUUGUGAUACAUCUAAACGUGGUAAUGACAUUUUAGGAAAUACUGAAGCACAGGCAGUUACUAGCAGCACUCCCGUGCUGUCUAAAACUCAAAAAAGUCCAUUAAUUGAGCCAUCAGAAGUGUUAGUGUCUCAAAGUUCUGUAUUGAAAGCAGAACCAGUUAUUACACACCUUGAAAAAUUACGAAGAAAUAAUAGAAUAAUUGAAGAAGCAUUACAUGAACGUUUGCAAUUAGUUGCUGAUAUAUUAAAAGUGCCUUUAUCCAACUCCAGUAACACAUCUGAUAGUCAAGGUAAAGAUAUUUCUGAUGAGCCAAAUAAAAUUUUACUUUCAGCAGUGACUCAAGGAAACGAAGUCAUCACAGUAUUAAAUGAAUCUCUGAGUUUGACAGAUGUUGAUACUAUUGCUGCUAGUUUAGGCACAUCAAAUUUGACAUCUAAUUGUAGUUUAUAUAAAGCCUAUGCUACACAACUGUCGAAAAUCACUAAAGUCAAACCUAUUGUUGCUUCUUUGAAUUCUCAAAUUACAGAACUUUUGAUAUCAAAUACAAAGCAUGGUAAAUUGGAAGAAGAACUGCGCAAGCAACUUCAAACCUAUCGAGAAAGACUGCAUGCAUUUCAAGAAAAGUCAUUAGGCUCAUCCAAUGCAGAAAAUGAAACUGUCGAUAAUGCUUCUACUAUCAAUAAUUCAGACAAAAAUGGCUCGUCGUUAGAGUUAUGAGUGUAGUUAUUAUUUAUUAAUCAAUACAUAACAUACACACUUAACCAACAUAUGCCAUAUCAUGCCACUAAGUUUUCACCAUGUCAGUAAUAGCAGCCUAACGCUUAAAAAUUGUAUCAAUGUUUAUUUUACUUCUAUGAGUUUAAUUUAUAUAUAUAUAUAUAUAUUUU
Molecule: messenger RNA, 5927 nt
Organism: Sipha flava (yellow sugarcane aphid)
Lineage: Eukaryota; Metazoa; Arthropoda; Insecta; Hemiptera; Aphididae
Product: rho guanine nucleotide exchange factor 11-like
Exons: 35
Coding region: 1279-5757 (1492 amino acids)
Biological process (GO): G protein-coupled receptor signaling pathway
Cellular component (GO): cytoplasm
Molecular function (GO): G protein-coupled receptor binding; guanyl-nucleotide exchange factor activity
Source: RefSeq, a predicted model, not a curated record